AUGAGCAGCCAUGGUUUGUAUGUAUUAUUUGAUAACUACUCUUAGGUUAGUAAUCUUUUAUCAAUUUGUAUUUUAGGAUCUUUGAUAAAAUUAUUCAAAAUAACAUCCCUAAAACAUGCUCUCUAAUUUUUUGUUCCCCUUAUGAUUGUUGAUAUAUUUUGUUCCAUUUAUUUGGGUUAAACUGUCAGAUAUGAAUGGGAUAGCGUUGCAUUGAGAUAUUUCAACACCCCAUUAUCAGCAUAAUUUCCUUAUAUUCGAUAUAUAUACAAGAAAAAAUGUGCCUGGGUAUCUAUUUUCAAUUUGCUAUUUCCUGGUAAUUUGUGAGACUACUUAUUAGGGUUCUUUUUGGGCUAUGUAAAUAGAUUUGACAAAUAUAAAUAGACAUAUGUCUACGAAAUUAUUGCCUUCUUUGGAUUACUUGUAGGACUCCUUUUUUGGGUUCUAAUUUAAUACAUUUUUUCAUUUCCUCUUCCAACGUAACUAACAACUAAUAUUAAAGCUCAAUCUUCACAGAAGUGUUGAUGGUCUUAACUACUGCUUUGGUAGCAGUCUAGAGAAAUGAAUUCAAUAUAUUUUACUCUGGGAACUUCUAUGAUCAGAUACUCAUGGAUCCUUUCAAAAAUGAUAUUGCCCUUUAAGAACCUACAACGGUGGAAAUGUUUGGAUUAGGCACUACCACUUAAGUUAUUAACAAGGACGCUGUAUAAUAAUAAGAUCUAGUGACUAGAGGAGAAUAAGGUUUAAUAUUUAAUAAUCAACUCUUUGCUGGACUGGCUUCCAUUAAUCGGUCUUAAUAAUAAAAUGUUUUAUAAUCAAAACAAUAAAGUCAAUAUCAAAAAUAUUGA
Messenger RNA from Paramecium octaurelia, 845 nucleotides. The record is from the annotation of a GenBank genome assembly. NCBI's taxonomy places the organism in Eukaryota, Ciliophora, Oligohymenophorea, Peniculida, Parameciidae.